Molecule: messenger RNA, 4776 nt
Organism: Effrenium voratum
Lineage: Eukaryota; Dinophyceae; Suessiales; Symbiodiniaceae
Source: the annotation of a GenBank genome assembly
AAGCCAACCCAGCUUUUUUCGGCUGCAUCAUGUCGCCAUGGCUGGGCGCGGGCGCGUCGCCGUCGGCCCAUCCGACUCCGAGCGCGCUCCCGAGCGCACGGAGCGCUUGCCGCGGGCAGUGGUGGAACAGCUGCGCCUGGUGCACCUGGCGCAGCUGGACGAGCUCUCGGAGCUGCGCGCCAGGAUCCGCACCUCGAGGAGUCUCUUCGGGCGGCUGCAGGACCUGCGGGGCCAGCUGUCUGGCGCCCGCGCCAAGGAGGCGGUGCUGGCGAAGGCAGCGGCCGAGUGCUUGGAGGAGCUGCUCCAGAAGCAUCAGACGGUGGAGCAGCUCCGCGCUGAGCUGGCGGAGGUGGAGCUGGGCUGCGGUCAGGGCGAGGCCCAUCUGUCGGUGCUGCGGCACAUCGCCGAGAAGCUGCGCCAGGAGGCGGUCGCCAAGGAGAAAGAGGCCAAAGAACGUGCGGAGAAAGAGGCCAAGCAGAAGGAGGCUCUUGCAGAGAAAGAAGCCAAGGAGAAGGAGGCUAAGGACCUUGCAGAGAAAGAAGCCAAGGAGAAGGAGGCUAAGGACCUUGCAGAGAAAGAGGCCAAGGAAAAGGAUGCCGCGGUUAGAGGGGACAUCGGAGCCCCAAAGGACAAGGACGCGCCCAAGGCGGAAGACCCGUCGCCCGCCGCGGAAGCGACAAUCCCGCCCGACCCCUUGGAGGACGAGCGCAGCCGUGCUGCUGUCAAGUUGCAGGCCGGCAAAGCUGCGAGGGAAGAGGUAGAGGAGCAAGACGACGCUAAAGCAGAGCAAGUCGCGCCUUUGACUGAGGGUCGCUCCAACGAGGCCCAGAAACCAGACACGGCCGCUGUCCAGCAAGCUCCCACCAAGGCUGCGCCCGCUAAGGCUGCGCCCGCUGAGGCUGCGCCCACCAAGGCUGCGCCCACCAAGGCUGCGCCCGCUGAGGCUGCGCCUGCUGAGGCUGCGCCUGCUGAGGCUUGGCCAGAGGAAGAGGCUUGGCCGGAGGAAGGGGAGCAAGAAGCUGAAGGGAAGAAGAAGCACCGGCGGGGGAAAAAGCCCAAGGAGGAGGAGGAGACCGCACAGGAGAGAGCGGAGACAGGGGAAAAGAAGCAACUCCCAGAAGGGGACAGCGGCCAGAAUGCGACGACAGAGGAACCAAAAGCGGAGGUGCUUGCAGAGAAAGAAAAGCCAGCAGAGAAGCGGCCUAGCCAGCAAAGCCAGAAGGCUCAGGAGGUUGAAGGCAAAAAAGCGGAGGCGCCUACACAGAAGCGGCCUAGCCAGCAGACUCAGGAGAUUGAAGGCCAAAAGGCUGAGGCGCCUACAGAGAAGCGGCCUAGCCAGCAAAGCCAGAAGGCUCAGGAGGUUGAAGGCAAAAAAGCGGAGGCGCCUACACAGAAGCGGCCUAGCCAGCAGACUCAGGAGAUUGAAGGCCAAAAGGCUGAGGCGCCUACAGAGAAGCGGCCUAGCCAGCAAAGCCAGAAGGCUCAGGAGGUUGAAGGCAAAAAAGCGGAGGCGCCUACACAGAAGCGGCCUAGCCAGCAGACUCAGGAGAUUGAAGGCCAACAGGCUGAGGCGCCUACAGAGAGGCGGCCCAGCCAGCAAAGCCAGAAGGCUCAGGAGGUUGAAGGCAAAAAAGCGGAGGCGCCUACACAGAAGCGGCCUAGCCAGCAGACUCAGGAGAUUAAAGGCCAAAAGGCUGAGGCGCCUACAGAGAAGCGGCCUAGCCAGCAAAGCCAGAAGGCUCAGGAGGUUGAAGGCCAACCCUCCUCUGCUUCUUCUUCGCCUAGAAAGUCUGCCUCGGUUGCUCGUAGCUCGGUGAAAGAGGCGGAGAGCCCAGGAAGUGAGGCGAGCGAGGCGGGGGACGAUGUCAAGGAGCUGGGUCUUGUGCCUGGCGCCUUUGCGCCGGACCCUGUGGAGGUGGCGGUGACGCGGAAAAGCGCAGGGGUCGCCUUCAAACAAGAGCCGGUGCAGGAGGAGGCAGAAGACGAUGGCUGGGAUGACGAAGAUGACGAUGACUGGCAGCCGACGCCUAAAGUGGAGGAAAAGAAAGGCUCGAAAGACAAGAAGCCAGCAAAGGAGAAGGAGGCUAAGGACCUUGCAGAGAAAGAGGCCAAGGAAAAGGAUGCCGCGGUGAGAGGGGACAUCGGAGCCCCAAAGGACAAGGACGCGCCCAAGGCGGAAGACCCCUCGCCCGCCGCGGAAGCGACAAUCCCGCCCGACCCCUUGGAGGACGAGCGCAGCCGUGCUGCUGUCAAGUUGCAGGCCGCCUGGCGCGGCAAAGCUGCGAGGGAAGAGGUGGCAUACAAGCAGAGGCUGCGGAAAGGUGCGCAGCGGAUGUCGGCCAUUGCGGGUAUGGACGACCUGCUUGCGGGGCUGCUGGAUGACGACGAGGAAGAGGCUUGGGAAGAGGCAGAGGAAGAGGCGCAGGAGGAAGAAGAGGAAGAGGUAGAGGAGCAAGACGACGCUAAAGCAGAGCAAGUCGCGCCUUUGACUGAGGGUCGCUCCAACGAGGCCCAGAAACCAGACACGGCCGCUGUCCAGCAAGCUCCCACCGAGGCUGCGCCCGCUGAGGCUGCGCCCACCAAGGCUGCGCUCGCUGAGGCUGCGCCCGCUGAGGCUGCGCCUGCUGAGGCUUGGCCAGAGGAAGAGGCUUGGCCGGAGGAAGAGGCUUGGCCGGAGGAAGGGGAGCAAGAAGCUGAAGGGAAGAAGAAGCGCCGGCGGAGGAAAAAGCCCAAGGAGGAGGAGGAGACCGCACAGGAGAGAGCGGAGACAGGGAAAGAGAAGCAACUCACAGAAGGGGACAGCGGCCAGAAUGUGAAGACAGAGGAACCAAAAGCGGAGGUGCUUGCAGAGAAAGAAAAGCCAGCAGAGAAGCGGCCUAGCCAGCAAAGCCAGAAGGCUCAGGAGGUUGAAGACAAAAAAGCGGAGGCGCCUACACAGAAGCGGCCUAGCCAGCAGACUCAGGAGAUUGAAGGCCAAAAGGCAGAGGCGCCUACAGAGAAGCGGCCUAGCCAGCAAAGCCAGAAGGCUCAGGAGGUUGAAGGCAAAAAAGCGGAGGCGCCUACACAGAAGCUGCCUAGCCAGCAGACUCAGGAGAUUGAAGGCCAACAGGCAGAGGCGCCUGUAGAGAAGCGGCCCAGCCAGCGAAGCCAGAAUUUCGAGAAGGCUCAGGAGGUUGAAGACCAAAAAGCAAAGGCGCCUGAGCAGAAGCGAGCUAGCCAGCAAAGUCAGAAGGCGGAGCAAAAGACGAACGCCAAGGUGGAUAAGCCUCAGCCAGCACCCUCCUCUGCUUCUUCUUCGCCUAGAAAGUCUGCCUCGGUUGCCCGUAGCUCGGUGAAAGAGGCGGAGAGCCCAGGAAGUGAGGCGAGCGAGGCGGACAUUUUUGAGUGCAAGGCGGGGGACGACGUCAAGGAGCUGGGUCUUGUGCCUGGCGCCUUUGCGCCGGACCCUGUGGAGGUGGCGGUGACGCCCGGCUCUUGGGCUGCCAAGAUGGGGGUGGCGGAUGGAGACUUGCUGGUGAAGAUCAACGGCCAAAACGUGGAGGUGAUGGACAAGAAGGAGAUGAAGCGGGCUAUGCGUGAGCGGCCAUUGCUGCUCACCUUCCAGCGCUUAGCCUUUGAGACCCCCGAAGAGUCUGAGGAGGAGGUGGAGGCCUUCGAGGCCGUGGCGCCGGCGGAUGUCACGGACCUGGGCCUUUUUCCGGCCGCCUUCCCUCCGGAGGCCAUGGUCAUCGAGCGGGUGAUUGCUGGCGGCUGGGCCGCCCAGCAGGGCGUCCAGGUGGGGGACGAGCUCACAGAGAUCGGGGGCCGCCCCGUGCAGGAGCUCACGGUCAAGGAGACCAAGCGCGCCAUGCGCGAGCGACCUCUGAAGCUGACCUUCCAGCGCUCGGAGUUGGAAAACUCGGAGCUGAGCAAAACCGACACGCAGACGUCCCCGGGCUCCCCGGCGUCUCCGGCAGCACCGGCCAAGGCGCGGAAGUCCAAGGCCCCGCCUCAGGAUGACGUGCUCACGGCCGCCCGAAAGUCCCUGGCACUGCUCAUCCCCGAUGACUUGAACCCCCUAGCCGCCGGCGCCAGCCAGAGCUCCGCCCGUGGCAAGAGCGUGCGGAAAAGCGCAGGGGUCGCCUUCAAACAAGAGCCGGUGCAGGAGGAGGCAGAAGACGAUGGCUGGGAUGACGAAGAUGACGAUGACUGGCAGCCGACGCCUAAAGUGGAGGAAAAGAAAGGCUCGAAAGACAAGAAGCCAGCAAAGGAGGAGAAGAAGGUAGACAAGAAAGGAGACAAGAAGGAGGCCGUGAAGGAAGGCAAGGCUGACAAGAGCAAGGCAGCGGAGAAGACAAAGGAUAAGGGCGACAAGGGCAAGGAGAAAGCGUUGGACAAGGUGAAGGAGAAGCUGAAGGAGGUGAAAGAGAAGGCAAAGGAGGAGGCGCCACCGCCACACAAGGUCUUCGCCACAGCCGCAGACCUUCGCUUGGGCUUCAAGGUGGACUGGCCCCCCAACCCUGCCUAUGUCACCAAGGUCAACGGCGGAAGCUGGGCGGAGAUGGUGCAGGUUGAGCUAGGCAUGCGGCUGGACCGCAUCAACAGCAAGGACGUGGCCAAGAUGAGCAAGGAAAAGCUGAAAAAGCUGCUGGAUGACGAGAGGCCGUUGGAGCUGGCCUUUGUCAAAGACAAGAAGAAGAAGAAGCCUCCAGCCAAGGGUGAGCCUCAGGCAGAGAGUGUGCUGGGCGCCAUGUUUGGCUGACGGUCACUCACUUCACGGGGUUCCGGGCUUUGGUA